GGCCGGCCGGCUCCAGGAAAGUCCACCGCGCGCCCUGCGGGCUCAGACCGCGCAGCGCCGGAGCCUUUCGCUUCGUUGCGGGCCAUGGAGCGGCUGACGUUGCCUCCCGGCGGCGCGGCGGCCGUGGAUGACUACCUGGAGUACCGGAGAAUUGUGGGUGAGGACGAUGGCGGGAAACUGUUUACUCCCGAAGAAUACGAAGAAUACAAAAGAAAAGUUUUACCUCUGCGCCUGCAGAACAGAUUGUUUGUGAGCUGGCGGUCGCCGACUGGAAUAGACUGUAAACUUGUGGGCCCGGAGACGCUGUGUUUUUGUACCCACAGGUAUAAACAACAUAAAACUGACUUUGAUACAAUUCCACAGCAGCGCCCCAUCAGUCUGCCUUGCCGAGUGGCCGGCUGCCGGUGCAGGGCCUACAGCUACGUGCCGCUGAACGGCACGCAGCCCAUUCGCUGCAGGUGCAAGCACUUUGCGGACCAGCACAGCGCUGCGCCUGGCUUCACCUGCACUGCCUGUUCGAAGUGUUCGGGAUUCCAUAGCUGCUUCACUUGUGCUUGUGGUCAGCCUGCAUAUGCCCAUGACACAGUAGUGGAAACUAAGCAAGAAAGACUGGCUCAGGGGAAACCAGUGGGGCAAGAUGUUCCUUACGCAGCAAUGGGAGGACUGACUGGCUUCAGCUCCCUGGCGGAAGGCUACAUGCGGCUGGAUGACAGUGGGAUCGGUGCACCUUCAGCCGAAUUUUUAGACUCUCCAGGUACAGCCUUGGACCACCCAUUUCUCAAAGCAUUUCAAGCAUCAUCUAGUUCUUCUCCAGAAACACGAACAGAUGUAGGUACAAGUAGUCAAGUGUCUUCUUUAAGGAGACCUGAAGAGGAUGAUAUGGCUUUCUUUGAAAGACGAUACCAGGAAAGGAUAAAAAUGGAAAAGGCUGCUAAGCAUGCAGGAAAAGCACCAUUGCCAUCAAACACAAAACCUACGUGAAGACUAUUGAAGAAAUUACAGCCAUCAUCCAAAUAUAUCUUUCUAGUGUUUCUUUAAACAUAAUAGUAUAGUGUAUAUUCUCUCAAAUUAUUUACUUC
This is a messenger RNA of Phyllostomus discolor (pale spear-nosed bat), 1079 nucleotides long. RefSeq names its product family with sequence similarity 221 member A (gene FAM221A). The record is from RefSeq and is a predicted model, not a curated record. The transcript is spliced from 7 exons. The coding region runs from base 85 to 981 and encodes 298 amino acids. NCBI's taxonomy places the organism in Eukaryota, Metazoa, Chordata, Mammalia, Chiroptera, Phyllostomidae.